Nezara viridula (southern green stink bug) is the source of this 1567-nucleotide messenger RNA. Lineage: Eukaryota; Metazoa; Arthropoda; Insecta; Hemiptera; Pentatomidae. The record is from the annotation of a GenBank genome assembly.
AUGCCUCUUCUUGCUUUCCUUUGCUAUACCUCUGCUAACGACUGCCAUUCUCACCUCCAGGGCGACAUCUUCGGCGGACUCAAUGACGGCCUCCUCUCGAGAGCGGAAGCGCUGGCGGCGGUAGACAUCGGGAAGCACCAAGGCAACCCCCAGGGCCUCCCGCACCUCAAGCACGACAUGAUGUACCACCACGGGAUGGGGGCACCCCACGGGGGACCGCCGAACUCCAGGCCGCACCAGAGCGCAGCGCAGAUAGCCCCUGAGAGCAAUGGGCCCGGAGCGGAUGAUAUAGCUCGGAGGCUGCCGGUGAAUCCUGACCAAGAGAGAGGACAAGCGCACUUUGUCUCUGCUCUCCAACUGCUUCGUGCUGUCGAUGAGUGUGGUGUGAUGUGUACUCCAGCUCUGCCGAAGGAUCACGUCAACGGGUUCCUUCCAAUGUCAGUGCUUGGACAGAUGGGCCACCACCACGGGAUGGACGGCCUCGAGAUGCUGGACCCCAUCACCUCCAGCGGAAUGACAACCCUCACCCCGAUGACAGACGGCGGCGGAGGCGGUCACCCUCAGCUGCACGGCCCUUACGGUCCCGCCAUGAACACCAUGAUGAACCACCACCACCACCAUCACCACCACCACGGCUCACCCCUCAGCGGGCACGGGCCACCGCACCACCACCCGAUGGCUCCAGGGCUCCAGCACCCAGACUCAGACACCGACCCGCGAGAACUAGAAGCCUUCGCCGAGCGGUUCAAGCAGAGGAGGAUAAAGCUAGGGGUGACCCAAGCGGACGUCGGGAAGGCGCUGGCGAACCUGAAGCUGCCUGGAGUCGGCGCGCUGUCACAGAGCACCAUCUGCAGGUUCGAGUCCCUCACCCUCUCUCACAACAACAUGAUCGCUCUCAAGCCCAUUCUCCAGGCCUGGCUCGAGGAAGCCGAGGCACAGGCCAAGAACAAGAGGCGGGACCCGGACGCGCCCUCGGUACUCCCGGCAGGUGAGAAGAAAAGAAAGCGGACAUCGAUCGCAGCGCCCGAGAAGAGGUCUCUGGAGGCCUACUUCGCCGUCCAGCCGAGGCCCUCGGGGGAGAAGAUCGCCGCCAUCGCCGAAAAACUCGACCUGAAGAAAAACGUCGUCCGGGUGUGGUUCUGCAACCAGAGGCAGAAACAGAAGCGGAUGAAGUUCGCUGCGCAACACUGACAAAUAGAUUGCUCGGUGUUCCCGCAAUAACCGUGUAUAUAAAAAAGACGAGGUGCAAUCGAGACUAAGUGCAAUAUGUGUAAAUAGUAACUGUAAGCAAUAAGCCCCUCCCCCUGUAGCUCUAGCUCCCCUGACAAACUAUACAUAUCAACCAGUACAAUUUAAGGUUAUAGUCAUAAAUUGAAUGUGCCAUUUAUAAGGGAUAGCGCUCAUGUAAAUAUUUUAAACAAAUUGUAAAAUUGGCUUUGUGAAUAAUGACAAUGAAUCUCUGUCGAUUUUCACAAUUUAUUCUUUCUUUUUAAGGACAAUGCAAUACGAAAAAAAUGUAUUUUCUAAUCUUGUCAAAGAUCUCAAGUAGUUUAUUAAUGUAUUAAAG